CAGCACCGGUUGUUGCAAUCGAAACGUUGUCGAACAAAAAAACAUUUCUUGUUCUCUCCGGGCUGGCUCUACGGCUGUUUCUAAAAUCUGAACAUGUGUAGCGUUGAUAAUACAAAACGUAUUGCGUCCUAUCUGGAGGUUCCACUCGGGAAAGUGGGUUACAAUUCGGAAAAGAUUCUAACCCGAACCAAAUCCGCCCAGGAACCGAGCAUCUCCGGAUUUUCCUCAAUCAUACAAUCUUUGGUGAGAGAAUCGAAGAAGCCCUCCGUUCGACAGCCGCAUGCGGACAUUGAAACCGAAUGCCAAAUACUGCAGUGGCUCGAUUAUGCUGUCCUGUUCGUGGCACCAUCUAAUAAGGAUAAACACACCGCCAAGAGCCUGCUAGAGGAACUUAACUUUUACCUGCAAAGCCGUUCCUAUUUGGUAAACGAUACUCUCAGCGUGGCGGAUGUUGUCGUUUACCACACGAUCCACGAAACUAUGGCUAAUCUUCAACCACUCGAGAAGGAAAGCUACCUGAAUGUGUCACGCUGGUUUCACCAUCUCCAGCAAUUGGAAGAGGUUCGUCAAGGUAAAAUUCUUCUCAACUUUUCCACCCUACAGCUAUUGGAAUGGGCUACCGGUACUCACACGUAAGCCAGAUCUGGCGCGGAUCUCUUGCAACGGACAUAGCUCGAUUGUUUAUGGCACUGCUCCACAUUUUGCUCCACAUUGACCUAGUAGACAGGUAGCGUGUGUGAUGCACACGAAAGUACAGUAACUUCCUUUAUCAUGUCCGAAUUAGAUGCAGUGGCGCUCAUGGUUAUGUAAUAAAUUAUUUGAAUCUUACCACAUU
Anopheles stephensi (Asian malaria mosquito) is the source of this 835-nucleotide messenger RNA. It is a transcript of the gene AIMP3, whose product is annotated as eukaryotic translation elongation factor 1 epsilon-1. Gene Ontology annotation, biological process: positive regulation of DNA damage response, signal transduction by p53 class mediator. The transcript is spliced from 4 exons. The record is from RefSeq and is a predicted model, not a curated record. Lineage: Eukaryota; Metazoa; Arthropoda; Insecta; Diptera; Culicidae. Gene Ontology annotation, cellular component: cytoplasm; nucleus; aminoacyl-tRNA synthetase multienzyme complex. The coding region runs from base 94 to 636 and encodes 180 amino acids.